AGGCCUUUCGGGGAACCACGACGACUUCCACGAUGACGCAAUAGUCAUGCCAAAUUAUACAUGUAUAUUUCACCUCCACCCGGAAGGCUAAAGCCAUCCUCUCGGCCUCUAAGUGCACAACGGAACUAGAAAUCAAGGAAGAGAGACCAAAAGGCGUUAGAAAAAUGCAGCAUUGAGAGGCAGCGCGGAGGUCAACUGGACCAUCCCCCUUAGGUUGUGGGGAAGAAAACUGAGACCUAAAAAGGUGAAGCGGUCGUCCCAAAGGCUUCCAGCUGCUCCCAGUACUCAAGGACUUGGAGCACACUUGGGGAAAUGCUCACUGUUGUAUUCCCAUUCCUCACUAUCCGGGAGGCCUGAACUCUCAAACUCCGAAUCUGAUUUCCACUCUCCCAGGAAGGCUUCGGAAAUCACUGUGGAUCGUCAAUACAGGAGUCCAUACUGACUCAAUCCCUAAUUUUGGCCUGUAUUCUUCUCCCUGUCUGAACCAUCUUCUUAGAAGUCACUGAACCAAGAGUGCCAGAAAACCAUCCCAAGACUCACAUAGUUGUUCCUCCAUAGUGGAUGUUUUGGCCACUGGACAUCAGAACCACAUAUUGGGUUUGAAGAAUCUUCUACAUGAAGAUCUUCAAUACAAGAAAUACGAAAUAAAGUUCCUGAGGCAGAAAAAACAUGGUACCAGAUGAAACCACUGACCUACACAAAGAAAUGAAGAGCACCAGAAAUGGGGCAAAAGACUUGAACAGACAUUUCUCCAAACAAGAUAUAAAUCACCAACAAGCACAUGAAAAGCUGAGAAAGUGGAACUCCAGAGACACUCCUGAAAUUGUCCUAAGUCAAAGGAGCCAAACGGUAUACCAGGUCCCUCUCUGCCGUCCCCUCUGAGAGCAGCCAUGGCCCUGAGUGAUGUCGAUGUGAAAAAGCAGAUUAAGCACAUGAUGGCUUUCAUUGAGCAGGAAGCCCAUGAGAAAGCCGAGGAAAUCGAUGCCAAGGCUGAGGAAGAGUUUAACAUUGAGAAAGGACGCCUCGUGCAAACCCAACGACUGAAGAUUAUGGAGUAUUAUGAGAAAAAGGAGAAGCAAAUAGAGCAACAGAAGAAAAUCCUGAUGUCCACCAUGAGGAAUCAGGCGAGGCUGAAAGUCCUGAGAGCCCGAAAUGACCUCAUCUCAGAUUUGCUCAGUGAGGCGAAGCUGAGACUCAGCAGGAUUGUGGAGGACCCAGAGGUCUACCAGGGGCUGCUGGAUAAACUGGUGCUCCAGGGUCUGCUCCGACUGCUGGAACCUGUGAUGAUUGUGCGCUGCCGGCCACAGGACCUCCUCCUAGUGGAGGCUGCUGUGCAAAAAGCCAUCCCCAAGUACAUGACAAUUUCCCAAAAACAUGUGGAGGUCCAGAUUGAUCAAGAGUCAUACCUGGCUGUGAAUGCAGCUGGAGGUGUGGAGGUCUACAGUGGCAAUCAGAGAAUAAAGGUUUCAAAUACCUUGGAAAGCCGACUGGAUCUCUCAGCCAAGCAAAAGAUGCCAGAAAUACGAAUGGCCUUGUUUGGUGCUAACGCCAACAGAAAGUUCUUUAUAUAAGCCUCUGGGAAAUGAAGCUAGUGUUGAACCACUAAACCAUAAAAGUUUAAGUUUUUUGGGGAAAAGAAACCAGUAGUGUUUCCUCCUCUUUGAUGCUCUGAUAUUGUUCUGUUUUUCUUCAUGAAAUACCCUUUGGAUAGCUAAAGUGUUAACUUUGAAAUAAAGCCCAAAUUAAU
Molecule: messenger RNA, 1747 nt
Organism: Pongo pygmaeus (Bornean orangutan)
Lineage: Eukaryota; Metazoa; Chordata; Mammalia; Primates; Hominidae
Gene: ATP6V1E2
Product: ATPase H+ transporting V1 subunit E2
Exons: 7
Coding region: 891-1571 (226 amino acids)
Biological process (GO): proton transmembrane transport
Cellular component (GO): proton-transporting two-sector ATPase complex, catalytic domain
Molecular function (GO): proton-transporting ATPase activity, rotational mechanism
Source: RefSeq, a predicted model, not a curated record